Messenger RNA from Nakaseomyces glabratus, 1044 nucleotides. RefSeq names its product adenine deaminase (gene AAH1). Gene Ontology annotation, biological process: purine ribonucleoside monophosphate biosynthetic process; adenine catabolic process; hypoxanthine salvage. Gene Ontology annotation, cellular component: nucleus; cytosol. NCBI's taxonomy places the organism in Eukaryota, Fungi, Ascomycota, Saccharomycetes, Saccharomycetales, Saccharomycetaceae. The record is from RefSeq and is a predicted model, not a curated record. Gene Ontology annotation, molecular function: adenine deaminase activity.
AUGGUCCCAGAAUCCUUUUUGUUAGAGUUGCCAAAGUGUGAACACCACUUGCAUUUGGAAGGUACUUUAGAGCCUGAUCUAUUGUUCCCCUUGGCCAAGAGAAACAAUAUUCAGUUGCCUGAUCACUUCCCUCAGACCCCAGAAGAACUAGCUGUUCGUUAUACUCAAUUCAAGGACUUGCAGGACUUCUUGGACUACUACUACAUCGGUACCAAUGUCUUGUUGAAAGAGGAAGAUUUCUUUGACCUUGCAUGGGCAUAUUUCACUAAGGUCUCUAAACAAGGUUUGGUGCAUGCUGAAUUGUUCUAUGAUCCGCAAUCUCACACCACUAGAGGUGUCUCUUUGGAGACAGUCACCAGAGGUUUUGAAAGGGCCUGCAAGAAGGCUCAUGAAGAAUUAGGCAUUACAUCCAAACUAAUCAUGUGUUUGCUAAGACACUUACCACCUCAAGAUUGUUUGCAAACAAUCGAGGAAGCUGAACAAUUAAUCAAAUCCGGUGUCAUUCAUGGUCUAGGUUUGGACUCUGCUGAGAAGCCUUUCCCACCAAGCUUGUUUGUCGAAUGUUAUGAGCGUGCCGCUAAGAUUAACCCUGAAUUGAGACUAACAGCCCAUGCCGGUGAGGAAGGUACUCAUCAAUUUGUUUCUGAUGCUUUGGACCUGUUGAAUGUUACUAGAAUCGAUCACGGUGUAAACUCCAAGCAAAGUGAGGAAUUAAUGGCUAGACUAGCAGAACAACAAACUCUGUUGACUGUUUGUCCAUUAUCCAACGUUAAACUACAAGUGGUACAAUCAGUGAAGGAGAUUCCAUUGCAAUUGUUUUUGGACAAGAACAUCGCAUUCUCCCUAAACUCUGAUGAUCCAGCUUACUUUGGUGGCUACAUUCUUGACAACUACUACCAAGUCAACAAGGACUUCCCAGACUGGGACUUCAAGGUCUGGGAACGUAUUGCCAAGAACGGUAUCAACGGUUCCUGGUGUGAACAAAAGAGAAAGGAGGAACUACUGGCCAAGGUUGACGCCGUGGUUGCCAAGUACACCAACUAA